Molecule: messenger RNA, 1504 nt
Organism: Nipponia nippon (crested ibis)
Lineage: Eukaryota; Metazoa; Chordata; Aves; Pelecaniformes; Threskiornithidae
Source: RefSeq, a predicted model, not a curated record
CUGAAAGGAUAGCCCUACUUAUGAAGAGAUGACGUGUAAUGGCUCAGAUAACUCUGGGGCUUGUGCCACUCCAGACACGGACCGUGACCAGGAAUGGGCACAGGAACAGUACCGACUAGGAACUUUUGUUGAAUUUCCACUUGGCUGUCCGGUUUCAGCAUCAGCACUAGCACGAGCUGGCUUUGUUUAUACUGGAGAAGGUGACAAAGUGAAGUGCUUCAGUUGCCAUAGAACUACUGAAGGAUGGGCAUCUGGGGAUUCUGCAGUUGAGAGACACAAAAAGCUUUCCCCAAAUUGCAAAUUUAUUACUGAAUCUACUUUUCUGGAAAAUAACAUACAUCCGCUCGCCCAGAACUACCAGCACAGAACUGAAAAGGGUUCCAGCGGUUCAUUUUUCAGCCCUCCCGUGACUCUGGAUGACCCAACUGAUGUGGAGGCAGAUUACCUUUUGAGAACUAGGCAGGUUGUGGAUAUGUCAGAUAAUUUUUAUCCUAAAAACCCUGCUAUGUGCAGCGAAGAGACAAGAUUAAAGUCUUUUCACAACUGGCCCCUCAAUGGCCAGUUGACACCAGAGGAAUUAGCUAAUGCUGGAUUCUAUUAUACAGGUAUUGAUGAUCAAGUGGCAUGCUUUUGUUGUGGUGGAAAAUUGAAAAAGUGGGAACCCAGUGACAGAGCUUGGUCAGAACACAAGAGGCAUUUUCCCAAAUGCUUUUUUGUCCUGGGCCGGGACGUUGGAAAUGUUCCAAGUGAAUCUGCUGAGCAUCCAAGGAAUCCAUCUAUGGCAAAAUAUGGAAGACGUUUACAAACAUUUUUAACUUGGAUAUAUCCUGUUGACAAGGAGCAACUUGCUGAAGCUGGGUUCUAUAGCAUAGGUAAUGGUGAUCAUGUUGUGUGUUUCCACUGUGGUGGAGGAUUGCAAGAAUGGAAGGAAAAUGAAGACCCAUGGGAUCAACACGCCAAAUGGUUUCCUGGGUGUGGAUUUCUGAGAAAGGAAAAGGGGCUAGAAUUUAUAAAUAAUGUUCACUUAAGAGAUGGAUGUAGGGCUUCAACAACAGAAGCUGCUGAAGGGACAAUACUUCCUAAAGGUGAUGUCUUACAGAAUCCUUUGGUACAAAGUGCCAUAAACAUGGGUUUCAGUUUGUCUGAGGUUAGGAACACCAUGGAAAAGAAAUUGCAGAUGUCUGGAGAAAGUCACAUAUCUGUUGGGGAUCUGGUAGCAGACUUAAGUGCUCAAAAAGAAAAUACAAGGGAAGAAGAACCAAAUGAAAUCUCAGUUGAGCAAGAUGAGCUUAUUCAGUUACAACACCUCUAUCUCAGUACUGAAGAGAAGUUAAGACGCUUGCAGGAAGAAAAGCUUUGUAAAAUUUGUAUGGCUAAAGACAUAUCAGUUGUCCUCAUUCCCUGUGGUCACCUAGUUGCCUGUAAGGAAUGUGCUGAAGCACUUAAUGAAUGCCCUCUGUGUCGUACAAAUAUUAUGAAAAGACAGGAAGUUUUUAUGUAUUAG